Molecule: messenger RNA, 984 nt
Organism: Halichondria panicea
Lineage: Eukaryota; Metazoa; Porifera; Demospongiae; Suberitida; Halichondriidae
Product: inner centromere protein B-like
Exons: 3
Coding region: 94-894 (266 amino acids)
Source: RefSeq, a predicted model, not a curated record
GUACUAUAUCUAGCCCACAAAAUACCCAGUACAUUGUGUAAACAACUGUACCCUCAUCCUUUACCUACUAUCUUUGGUUAAUAGACUGACAGGAUGCCUAGGAAGAUAUGCGAAGACUGUAAGGGAGAAUAUGGCAGAUACAGAUGGACCGAGAUACGUGAUGAUAUCCCCUGUGAAGAGUGUGCUGAAAGGAGAAGACAGGAUUUAGUAACGCAAGCAGCACAUACCAGGCAGUUGGAGAUAAGGCAGGCAGAGCUUAAAGCUGAUGUGCAGAAGACUAAAGAAGAGGAGGAAACAAAGCGUUUGGAGGCUAAAGAAAGAAGUAAACAGCUCGAGAUUCAGCAACAAAUGCAGGCAGCUGAGAUACAAGCAAAGAAUGAGCAGCAGAGGAUCGAAGCAAGAGUGGUGGAAGCCAAAACUAAACUGAGACUGGAGGAAGAAAAGACAAAACAAGUGGAUUCUCAGAACAAAAGAGACAAUAUGAAAGAAGAAACAAAACAAUUGGAGCGGAAAUGUGCGAUUAACAACGCUAAUGCAGACCGCGAGGUGAAGCUGAAACAGGAGCAAACCGAACAGGUGAAUGCUCAGAACGAGCAAAAGAGAAAGGAGAUUGAAGCAGUGGAGCGUACAAAGCAGCUGGACCUUGCUGCCAAAUUAGUGAGCGUGCUGGCAGAGAUUGGCACAGACAAAGCAACAAUCAAUGCUCAGCUCCGGAUGAUGCUUGGAGGGGAGCUUCCACCUGAAAAGAUUGAGAAAGUAAGCCUGCCGCCGCCACCUAAUACCAUACAGUUUAAGUUUCUCGAGAAUAUGACAAAAGAACAGCCGAAAGCGAGCAAGAGAAAGAUCGAACGUCAACGAGUGCGCACAGCUCCAGUUACAGUAGGCUUUGACUGACUAUAUUCUGUAGUUUUAAUUUGUGUUCGUAACUAUACAAUAUUGUGCAAACCAAAGCUGACUUAUGAUAACGAGUUUUUUACAACAAAA